Nicotiana attenuata is the source of this 1170-nucleotide messenger RNA. Its product is annotated as F-box/FBD/LRR-repeat protein At1g13570-like. The transcript has 3 exons. Lineage: Eukaryota; Viridiplantae; Streptophyta; Magnoliopsida; Solanales; Solanaceae. Bases 1 to 1170 code for a protein of 389 amino acids. The record is from RefSeq and is a predicted model, not a curated record.
AUGCCUUUACCAGAUGCUGUUAGAACAAGCAUCUUAUCGAGGAAAUGGAGAUAUAAAUGGCGUAGAAUUCCACAACUUACUCUUGAUCAAACACUUUGGAAAAUACACCAAAUAAGUUACUUUGAAAAUAUUAUCCGCCACAUUUUGAACCGUCAUGAAGGACAAGUUAAGCAGUUUACACUCUCAAUUCCGUAUUUGGAAGACUUUACUUAUAUUAGACAGUUGAUAGGGUUCCUCUCUGAAAAUGGUAUUGAACAUCUUAUUCUUAAAUUUCCGAUCAGGGGGAAACCAUACAAAUUGCCUGCUUCAUUUUUCAAAUGUGUGCAUUUGAGGCAUCUAUCUCUUGAAGAUUGUUUAAUAUCUCAUCCACAAGCCUUCAAAGGGUUUGAAAGUUUAAUUAGCCUGAAGCUAUACAAUGUUACAAUCUUGUCCACAUUGCUUGGAAGCUUAAUCUCUCAUUGCCCGUUGCUCGAGCAAUUGGUGUUUCUGCUCCCAGGUAAUUACCACGGUGUCAUUGAAAUUAAUGCCCCCAAAUUGAAGUCCCUUGACUUCACAGGCAGAGUAUGGUUUAUCAAUUUAAAAACUGUUCCUCUUCUGGCACAAUUAUCGCUUGCUUUUAGGGGAGGCUAUUUCCUGGAAUCAAAACAUCACUAUACUAGGUUUUUUGAGUCUUUUUGUGCGCUGGAACAUCUCCAUUUGGAUAACCAUAGUCUCAAGGUGCAGGAGAAGUACCAACUAGUCUUCCCUUUCGUCUUAACUGUGUUGAAACAUCUUUACCUCUUUGAUCUUUAUCAGAGUGAAUUAUAUUUCGUCGCCUGUGCUUUGUGUUUGAUGAGAAGCUCCCAUAUUUACAAUAUCUGGAAAUCAAGGUUCUUACUUAAUCAUUUGGUGGAUAAUAGUGGGGUACCUCUAGCACUGGAUAAUCUUGAUUUGGAAGGAAGUUUUGGAGAUACAACAUUCAACAACCUCAGUAUAAUUGUGAUUAGGAGCAUUCGAGGGACAAAUCCUCACAUGCAACUGUUGAAGCUUCUUUUGGCAAAGUCUCCGGCUCUUAUGAGAAUCAUAAUCGAGGCAUUGACCUAUGAAGAUUAUGAAAUUCUCAAAUCACUAAUUGAGCGUUCAAAAUUUAGGUGUGCAUCACCUAACGCAGAAGUUGUAUUAAACUACUAG